Molecule: messenger RNA, 3774 nt
Organism: Rhinolophus ferrumequinum (greater horseshoe bat)
Lineage: Eukaryota; Metazoa; Chordata; Mammalia; Chiroptera; Rhinolophidae
Gene: AP1AR
Product: adaptor related protein complex 1 associated regulatory protein
Exons: 10
Coding region: 60-971 (303 amino acids)
Biological process (GO): negative regulation of substrate adhesion-dependent cell spreading; regulation of Arp2/3 complex-mediated actin nucleation; negative regulation of cell motility
Molecular function (GO): AP-1 adaptor complex binding
Source: RefSeq, a predicted model, not a curated record
CCUGGGCCUGGGCCUGGAGCGGGAGGAGGCGGAGGAGCGGCGGCGCCGGGCGGCAUGCGAUGGGGAACUGCUGCUGGACGCAGUGCUUCGGGCGCCUCCGCAGGGAAGCGGGGCGGCUGCAGCGCGGCGGAGGAUCCAAGUACUUUAGGACGUGCUCAAGAGGUGAACAUUUAACUAUAGAGUUUGAGAAUCUAGUAGAAAGUGAUGAAGGGGAAAGCCCAGGAAGCAGUCACAGGCCUCUUACUGAGGAAGAAAUUGUUGACCUAAGAGAGAGGCAUUAUGAUUCUAUUGCUGAAAAGCAGAAGGAUCUUGAUAUGAAAAUUCAAAGAGAGUUAGCCUUACGAGAAGAGAAGUUAAGACUAGAAGAAGAAGCUUUAUACGCUGCCCAGCGUGAAGCAGCCAGGGCUGCAAAGCGCCGAAAGCUCUCAGAGCAGGAAAGACAGAGAGCUGUGCAGCAAAGCCGUCCCCCCAACGGUGGCGAGUAUCAAAGUCCAGGACCAGAAGACGACUUUGAAUCUUGUUUGAGGAAUAUGAAGUCACAGUAUGAAGUGUUUCGCAGUAGUAGACUCUCAUCAGAUGCCACAGUCUUGACACCAAAUACAGAAAGCAGUUGUGAUUUAAUGACCAAAACUAAAUCAACCAGUGGAAAUGAUGACAGCACCUCCUUAGACCUAGAGUGGGAAGAUGAAGAAGGAAUGAACCGAAUGCUUCCGAUGCGAGAGCGCUCGAAAACGGAGGAGGACAUUCUGCGGGCCGCGCUCACGGGCGGCGGCGGCCGGAAGCCGGUGAGUAACGCUGCGUCCGCCUCCGACGACUCCAACGGGCUGGAGUGGGAGAACGACUUCGUGAGCGCCGAGGUGGACGGCAACGGCAACUCCGAGUACUCGGGCUUCGUCAAUCCUGUGCUGGAGCUGCCUGACUCCGGCCUGAAGCAGCCCGCCGACGCCGGCAGAAGCGGUGCGAUGGCCUGAGCUGCCCCGCCGUUGUGACAGCGGUCAGGGCCACCUCGAAUGUAUGGAGCGUCGUGCUGAGCCUUUCUGUAAGAGGCAGGGAGUAACCUGUGUUUAAACGCUCGUUAGAAGGGCAUCGGGAUGAUAGGCUGUAUCUGACUCGCUUCAGAAUUAAGUGCAAUUUCAUCAUCUACCUUCUGUUCUUCAAAAGCAAUUGGAUGGUUCUGUCAUGUUAUCAACUAAAUUUAUCUUUUCUCUAUAGCAUUCCUGUUUACUAUUUCUAGAUUUUCAUUUUUAGCAUAGCUUUUUAAAUUUUACUUUGUGUGUUUUCGUAAGCUUAUUUCCGUAGCUACCUAUGAAACCAGGAAGGCGUUUGUGUCAGUGCUCAGCAGGUGUGGAGGGCAGCAGGGGCCUGCGCGUUUCAGAUUUAGAGCAGUGUCCCUUUCCUGAUUCCUCUGCUUAUUUCAGUGUGAUUACCUAGCAGGAAGCACGGUGAAUGUGACUAGAUGACCCAAGAGAAAUGCUGAAGCAUCAUUUUCUUCCCAUACUUACUGCAUAUCCUAGUAUGAUAAUGUCGGUUCAGGCUGAAACAGAGGGUGUCAUAUGAUAAAAUGAGCUUUCAGAGUUUGGACCUUAAAGUUGGUAAUCAAAACUAAUACUGAGGAAGGGAAAUAUACUUCCUCUUAUAUGCCACUAUACCUGAAUAUUGGCUUUAAGUUACUUCAUAUAUUAAAUUUCUAGGUGUCAUUUGUUUUUAUAUUUUAUAUUUCCAACGACUGGUCUUAGAAGGAUUUCACACAGAACAUCCUCUGUGCAUGAUUCAGUAAGAAAGGAAAACCUAAAAAAGAUAAUACGGGUAUUUCAAAGUAAAUAAAAUCCUUUCUGGUAUGAAAGGUCCGUUGAUUUUCUUAAGCUUUCCUUUGCCUUGUAAUACAAGGCAGUAAUGGGACAGAACUAAGUGUAUCAACAUAUAAAACUACAUUUUGUGACGUACAGUGAGCUCUUCUUUUCUCUAAAGUCGACGUAUUGAUUUAAAAGGCCAAGGAUAUACGACAUUUCCUAACUGCUUAUCUUGAUUUUGCUGAGGAUUAUGAUUUUAGUAAGCAAACUCUUGAUUUUUAUGUAGUACUUUUUUCUUUUCUAUCUCUUGCAACAAUGACAGUGCAUGUUCUCAAAAAUAUAGGAAGGUCCAGAUAUAAAUAGUAAUUUAAAGUUCUUGCCGCUGUACUAGAAAAAACAAAGAAUCCUGUGGUCCUUUCAAUAUUUGACCUGCGAGGCCAUGACAUCUAUAGCUUCAUCUCUUUUUAUCUCAUAGAACUAAAUCCGACACUUUAAAUAUGUGAGCAUAUUAGGUAAUGCUACAUUUCCGUCUUUCCGUAAUUUAAGUUGUAGCUACGCCAUUGGAAAUAUUGUAAAGGGACCCUAUAUUCACAUUGCCUGUGGUAUGCUUUUUACAGUUUGUAUACAUCGGAUGUAUAUUUUUGGUUUGGCAUAAGCUACUAUUAUAAUUUUUUUUGGAAUUUUGUUCAUAGCGAAAUUUUUGAAGGAAUGGUAACUUCUCAAGGAUUGUGAAUAAACACAUUUUUACAAUUAAAAACUAAAUUAUUUGAUUAUUACUUGUACUCCGUAAAAAUUCUGACUCCUGAUGUAAUUAUUUUACUAAAUCUGCUAUGAAGAGAAAUAGGAGUGAAUUAGGAAAGCAGUCUGGAACUAAACUUGUAAUUGUUUGAGUUUUAACUGCUAAAAAAAGGACAUUAAUUUUCUUUGUGUGUUUAUAAACACACUAGAAGUAACAUUCAUUCAGCAGCUACUGGAGAAUCUACUGUGUCUGGUAGUGUAUUAGGGACAUAGCCGUGAAAAGACAUAAAAGUUUCUGCUCUUUUGCUUACAUUCUGAUGAGAGAGACAGACAAUAACCAGUAAACAGACAAAUAAGAAAAUCACAGAUUACAAUUAGGAAAUAUGCCAGAUGACCGGACCGAGGGGAGCUAGGGACCAAUGAAUGCUUCUUAUAGGCCGAGAGAGUCUUCUCUGAGGAGAUGGCCCCUGUGCUGAGACAGGGCUGUUGAGUAGGAGGCAGCCAGCUCAGACAGUGUGUGUGUGCAGGGAGAGGCCGGGGGAGGCAGAGUAGGGUGAGGUGAUGGAAGGAGGGGCCUGCAGGCCAUGGUCCAGGGUGAGGGGAGGCCAGUGCCGUUUCUCAGCUAGAGGACACAGUGAGCACAUCUGCUUCCUUGAAAACUCCCCGUACUGCUUGGAAGAGAAUGGGGUGGAGAGCAGGAGGGGGCGCGGGGCUCCCGAUUGCACCUGGUGUGGCUCGGGGUGACGGUGCUGUAGGAAUGCAGAGAGGUAGAACCAACGCGAUUUCCUAAUGGGUUAGAUAGACAGGGGGACAAAAGAUGGGUGGAGCCGGGUGACUGGGAACGCGUCCAGCAUGGCACCCUGGUGACCGCCCACGUUCACAGGGACACACAGUCAGAGUCGGGCCCCAGGCGUGACAGAAAGGCCUGUGCUGCUCCCUGGGACGUGACACGAUACGGCAGUCCUGGAGGAGCUGUCACACGCCCUUUGUCACCUGCCUCCUAUCUUGCAGAAGGCUGCCACAUGGCAAUUUCUCACCCACUUCGCUGGUCCCCACCUCAGCCGUUCAGAGUUGAGUGGUGGCUGCACCCUCUGACCUCUGUUACUGGCCCCUGGUUCAGUGCCCUCCUGGGGACCAGGGAUACAGGAAGCUGCUCCAUGCUGACCUUGCUUUUGCUAUCUAUGUAAGUAAUAAAAAAUGUCUAAAUCUAUUUGGGUUCAUUGUCUUUCUUCCUACUGGCCAAAUC